Messenger RNA from Etheostoma cragini (Arkansas darter), 942 nucleotides. RefSeq names its product tropomyosin-like. The transcript has 3 exons. NCBI's taxonomy places the organism in Eukaryota, Metazoa, Chordata, Actinopteri, Perciformes, Percidae. Bases 1 to 942 code for a protein of 313 amino acids. The record is from RefSeq and is a predicted model, not a curated record.
AUGGAGGAAGAAAUCCAAAGAUUGAAGAAAAUAAUUAUUGAUAAGCUUGAGAAGAUUACUGUCCUCCAGGUAGAUGAACAGGAUCUCAGCGAGAACUUGCAGUUGAAAAAUGUCACAAAGGAAGACAUCAAAAACAACGAUGCAGAUCUCCUUUUUAAAAACAAUCAAGCUCUCCGAGAAGAGCUCAAAAAGGAAAUCGAAAACAUAUUUCAGGAUAAAUGUUACAGGAAUGCUGUCCUCCAAGCAGAAAAAGAAAAUGUGAACCAGCAUGCCCAGGGGACAAGCGGUCCAAAAGAAGCUCUCGUAGAAGAUAAUCAAAGCUUAAUGACAAUAAUUGAGCAUGAGUGUAAGAACAAUGCUGUCAUCAAGACCCUGAAAGAAGAUGUCCAGGAGCUUCCCAAAAAGUUGCGUGACGGAGAAGAGGUCAUGAGACGUAACCAUGAGACUCUGCAACAAGAAGUGCAGGAGUCAAAAGACAUUCAGCAAGAACUUAAGGUUUUUGAGCACAGGUAUACACUGAAAGAGGACAAUGAGUCCACAGGCAAACAAAAGAACAGCCUGGAACAAGAACUUCAGGAGGUCAAGAACAUGCUCAGACUAGAGAAAGACUUGUGGGCUCAGGACCAGCUCAAAGCUUCUCAGAGGGAGAAAGCGCUUUGUGAUGAAAUGCAGACGCUCCACACUCAUUUGAAGUUAAAUAUGAAGAAAGUUGAGAACAUGCAGAGAGAAAUCGAGUCCCUUAUUGAGAGUCCUGAGGUGCAAGCUCUUAAAGUCAAGACUAUUGCUGAUCAGAUCAAUGCAGAGCAUCUUUCUAGCUACAGCCUUAGGAAAGGGACGGACUGCCUCCAGGCUGAAUUCUUGGCCGUCUUCAAGGAUGAUGACGAGGUCUACCUGCAGUUGCAGAUGGUUCCGGCACCUGGUCUGCACUCUGUGAUUGGGUAG